Melospiza melodia melodia is the source of this 2563-nucleotide messenger RNA. RefSeq lists its product as uncharacterized. Bases 816 to 1700 code for a protein of 294 amino acids. The record is from RefSeq and is a predicted model, not a curated record. The transcript is spliced from 4 exons. NCBI's taxonomy places the organism in Eukaryota, Metazoa, Chordata, Aves, Passeriformes, Passerellidae.
CAGUGCGGCCCUGUUUGUUGAGGGCAACUCUGCGGGCUCCUCAGAGCCCUCCGCGUUCCCUCGUAAAUCCAGCCGGGAACGGCGAAAUGAAUCCGCCUAGAAAUGGUGGCAUGGAGCCUAAAUCCCCUGGGGAUGGAGCCUAAGUACCCUUCUACUGAGCCUAAAUCCCCUGGGAUUCAACCAAAACGGCCAAAUCCAGGCGCUUUCCAUGGAUAGGGGCGGUACUGGAAAGGGCGGGCGGUGACGUCACCUCGCCCAACCCCUUUUCCGGCCCCUCCUGAGGCGGCUCUGACUUUUCCCGGCGCCGGCCCCGGGGCCUGUUCUGGGCCAGGGCCGGAGUUGGUGCCGGGGCUCCUUCGCCAGCGGAGCGUCCCCAAGGUGUUCCCAGUGAGCAUGGAGCCCCAAGAGCUGUCCCCGGCCCUGCUGCAGCCACAAGUCACCGUGGUGGCCAUCCUGGGUGAGCUGCUGGACGCCCUGAGCAGUCAGGACGAGAUGAUGCAGCCCUGGUCCCCAUGGUCCCUGUACUGGGACCUGGAGUUCUUCACCAGGGAGCUCUGGGUCACCCUGCACCGCAUUGAUAACGCCUGGUGGCCCCAAGAUGUCACCUCCGAUGAUGAUAGCCCUUUCAACGCCCUGAGGCAGACCCUGGCCGCCUACAAGAGCACCCCAGGGACCACCUUGUUACCUGUGGGAUUGGCGGUUGACCCAGUGCCUGUGAGGUGGCUGAGCGGUGUCAAAGAGCCAUCGAGGACAUCCCAAGGCUCCUUCGACCCCCAGAGCAUCCCCAGAGUGUCCCCAAUGUAUCCCCAGUGACCAUGGAGCCCCAAGAGGUGUCCCCUCCACAGCUUCAGGUGCUGGUGGCCGUGGUGGCCACCCUGGGCAAGCUGCUGGCCACCAUGACUGGGCCACACAGCGACAAGUCCCCAAACUCCUUACAUGAGGACCUGAAGAACUUCACCCGGAGCCUUCGUGCAAUCCUGAACCACGGCAAUGUCACCUCCCUGAGCCACCCUGGUGUCGCCUCCGUGGGCCGGGCCCUGGCCACCCUUGGGGCCACCCCUGGGACCACCUGGGCCAAUGGGAGAGCCGUGGCCAAGGCCUGGCGGGAGUUGGUGGCCAGGCUCGUGGACCGCUGGGACUGGCUGUCCAGGGAGGCCACCAAGCUCCGUGACAACCACAGGAAGGUAAUCGCGAACCAGCAGCUGAUGAUGGCCCUGGACAAGGAGGAAGUGGCCAGGGAAAUGGCCACAUACGAUGCCCAGGUGGCGGCAGCCACCAAUGAGGGAAUGGGAGAGGCUAUGGUAGCCACCAGGAGGGGACGUUGGGCAGUGGUGGCCCUGGGGCUGCUGCAGCGCUUGGUGGCCACAUGUGACAGAGCCACCUUGUUUUACUGGAACAUGGAGUGGCGGCUCAGGGACAUCGAGGCCAUCCUGAAGGGGACAAACGAGGUGUCCCCUGAUGUCCUCCAGGCCUUGGUAGCCAAAGUGGCUAAGUUUGAGUGGCUGUGGGAGGCCAGCACCCGCCUGGCCAAGGAUCACCUGCUUGGGACACUUGGGGUCAUCGACAACAUCCUCUUGAGUCCCUAUGGUGGCUGGGGUGGCCCUGGUGGCCCUGGCAGCUGUGCAGUGGCCAAGCAGUGCCAAAAAGCCAUCGAGGACAUCCCGAGGCUGCUGCAGGAAAGUUUCACAUGGGAGCACUGACAUCAUCAGGGACAUCGCUGCUGUCACCUGUGCCCUCCCUGUGCAGUAUUUGAGACAGAUUUGGGCAAUUUUCUAGGAAUUUUCAAUGAUACUGUCCCAAAUCCUGAUGGGAAUUCCUGGGGUGACAUCACUGGGGACACUCAGGGACAGGGGACAGGGGUGUAUGGGUCCCCUCAGCAGCUUCCAGCUUUCCACUGUGCCUGCAGCACAGCCAGGUCAUAAAUGGCAAUUUAAUAAUUGCCUUUUGCACUCUUGUAUUGCCUUCUACACAUUGUUAUUGAUCACCAGCAAUUUGAUACAGUGUUUGAUACCGAUAUUGAUUAUCGAUUCAUUGUAGCUGCUGGUUGGUGCAAUAUAAUCUCUUAGUUCAUGUGUGCACCAUACAGCCUAUUAAUAAUUAAAUAAAUGAAUGAAUAAUUGAAUAAAUAAAUGAAUGAAUGAAUAAAUAUAUAAAUGCCCUCUGUAUGAAUCACACCGGGCUGAUCUGAAGUCUGUGUCAGACACAUCACUUGACCAUUGUCACUGCCAUAUUUUCUGAAAAAAUCCUCUUUGCCCAGGAUUCUUCUCCUGGGAAGCCGAGAAGCCUCAGUGAAAAAAAGAAAAUAAUUAUCUGAUUUGCUUCUUCUGUGCUUUGCUGCUUUGGGAUGUGGUUGGAGAUUGUUUAUGCAACAUGUGAAUUGUUUUUACUUAAUGACCAAUCACCAUCCAACUCUGUCGGGACUCUGGAAGGAGUCACAAGUUUUUAUUAUUCAUUCUUGUUAAGCCUUCUGUCUGUAUCCUUUCUCUAUUCUUUAGUAGAGUUUUAGUAUAGCAUUCUGUAAUAUAAAAUAAUAGCAUAAAAUAAUAAAUUAGCCUUCUAAGAA